GCUUCAUUUGUGAAAAUGGCUGCUCUGCGUUUGGUCUGCCUUUUUGUGGUCUUGGUCAUAGGACUUGUCCACUCCCUGGACAUUCCAAAGAUCAAAGAUGUGCCUCUUUUGGUCAAGACUCUGAAGAAUUUGAACCGUGGUCCACCACACCAGGUGAUGACCAAGCGUGCCAAUGUCCAGGAGAAAUGGAUCACCCAGAAACUGGAUAACUUUGACGCGAGCAACACGCAAACCUAUAAGAUGCGUUAUUUGCUCAACGAUGAGUUUCAAACUGAGGGAAGUCCCAUUUUCAUUUACCUGGGAGGCGAAUGGGAGAUUGAGGACAGCAUGGUAAGCGCUGGUCACUGGUAUGAUAUGGCCCAGGAACACAAGGGUGUUCUCGUCUACACUGAACAUCGUUACUAUGGUCAAAGUAUACCAACAUCAACCAUGUCAACCGAUGAUCUCAAGUACUUGGAUGUUAAGCAGGCCUUGGCCGAUGUGGCCGUUUUCAUUGAGACCUUCAAGGCGGAGAACCCCCAGCUGGCAAACUCCAAGGUGAUUCUGGCUGGCGGUUCCUACUCGGCCACCAUGGUGGUUUGGUUCAAGCGUCUGUAUCCCGAUUUGAUUGUCGGUGGCUGGGCCUCCAGUGCUCCCCUUUUGGCCAAGGUUGACUUCACCGAAUACAAGGAGGUGGUGGGCCAGGCCUUCCUUCAGUUGGGCGGCCAGAAGUGCUACGAUAGGAUUGAGAACGGCAUUGCCGAGCUGGAAUCCAUGUUCGCCAACAAACGCGGAGCUGAAGCUAGAGCCAUGCUGCGCCUGUGCAACAGCUUCGAUGAUCAGAACGACCUGGACUUGUGGACCCUGUUCUCAAGUAUCUCGAAUAUUUUCGCCGGAGUCGCUCAAUACCAAGGCACCGGCGACAUUGAGUACUACUGUGACUACCUUCUGAGCUUCAAUGAUGAUGCCACGGCCAUAGCAAACUUUGUGUACUGGGCCUGGGGAAUGGGCAACUGCAUCGAUGCCAGGUACGAAGGCAGUGUUGAGUACUAUCUCUGGGGAGUGGACCACUUUGACGCCAGUCGUCCUUGGUACUAUCAGACUUGCAAUGAGUAUGGCUGGUACCAGAGCUCUGGCUCCAGGAAUCAACCUUUUGGCACCAAGUUCCCUGCCACCCUUUACAUCAAUCUCUGCGGUGAUGUCUUCAGUUCGCAAUACGGAAAUGAACAGAUCAACAACAAUGCAGCCAAUACCAACGAAUACUUCGGCGGCAUGGAGCCCGGCGUGGAUAAUAUCUACAUGACCCACGGCGCCCUGGAUCCCUGGAACCCGAUGGGUCAUGGAGUGGAGCAGGGAGCCACGCUCAUCGCCAACGCAUCGCAUUGCGCCGACUUCGGAUCGAUCAAGUCCACAGAUUCCGCCGAAAUGCGGGCCUCUAAGGAGAAACUUGCUGAAUUGGUUCGACAGUGGUUGGCCUAGAUUUGUUGGCCACUAUUUGAUAUUUAUUACAAGUAUUAAAAAAUCCUUAAGAGUUUUGUUUUGAUUUUCUAAACAUAA
This is a messenger RNA of Drosophila mauritiana, 1536 nucleotides long. RefSeq names its product putative serine protease K12H4.7. Gene Ontology annotation, molecular function: dipeptidyl-peptidase activity; serine-type exopeptidase activity. The transcript has 5 exons. Gene Ontology annotation, biological process: proteolysis. Bases 16 to 1458 code for a protein of 480 amino acids. The record is from RefSeq and is a predicted model, not a curated record. Lineage: Eukaryota; Metazoa; Arthropoda; Insecta; Diptera; Drosophilidae.